GUUUUUGUUUCAAUUCCAAUACGUACCACGCGCAAUUGGGUCACACUAAAAGCGUGUUGUUUUUCGCUACCAGCAGCAGAAGCCGCCACCGCCAGCAGCAGCAGUUUGCAGUUUGCCCGCAAAAUCGGUAAACUCAAUUUGGAUUUAGCUAAAGCAAAUUCCGACUUUGAGCAGCAUUUGUGCGAAGAGACUUGCCACCUCAAUACGCUCGUCUCAUCGAAGCAGUUCGUCAAAGUGCAAAAGCAGUUUUAUCGCGACUAUUCGGACGUAUCGUUGGGCGCUCCAUUGAAAACCAGCGACGCGCCGCUUUUGGGCGAUCUUUGCAGUCGCUAUCGUGCCAUACUCGAGCAUACAUCGGCCGACGUUGGAGUCAGACGAGGUGAAGAAGACGCAAAGGAUUCGAACGGUCAGCAGAGAAGAUUAAUACACAGCUGUUGUGCACAUCGCAAUCAGAGGGGAAAAGGAGGACUCAUCAUUAUGGAGAAGGACGAAGAAUUUUCGCGAUUGCCAACCAACGUGGUGCCGACGCAUUAUGAGCUUACGCUGCAGCCAGAUUUGACGGCUUUCAGUUUUACGGGCAAGACAAUCGUGCAGAUCAAAGUCACAGAGCCAACGGCACGCAUCACCCUCAAUGCCCUGGACAUCACCAUCGAUAGCGCAGAGUUUCAAUAUGAGUGCGUUAAGCUCAAGUCGGAGAGCAUCGAUUACUCCAAGCAGAAUGAAACGGCGACUCUGAAAUUCACCGAAGAGAUACCAGCAGGCACUGCAGGCACCCUCUAUAUGUCGUUUACGGGCGAGCUCAACGAUAAGAUGAAGGGUUUCUAUCGCAGCAAAUACUUUACGGCCGCUGGAGAGGAACGUUACGCUGGCGUCACUCAAUUCGAGGCCACAGAUGCCCGACGCUGUUUCCCCUGCUGGGAUGAACCGGCCAUCAAGGCCACCUUUGACAUUACACUCGUGGUGCCCAAGGAUCGUGUCGCUCUCUCCAACAUGCCGGUGAUGAAGGAGGAUGAUUUGCCCGGUGAUCUGCGUCGUAUACGCUUCGAUCGUACGCCCAUUAUGUCCACCUAUCUUGUGGCCGUGGUUGUGGGUGAAUACGAUUUCGUGGAGGCCAAGUCCGAUGAUGGUGUCAUUGUGCGCGUGUUUACGCCCGUUGGCAAGAAGGAGCAGGGUCAGUUUGCUCUGGAUGUGGCGACCAAGGUGCUGCCGUAUUAUAAGAGCUAUUUCAACAUCGCGUAUCCGUUGCCCAAGAUGGAUUUGAUUGCCAUUUCCGAUUUCUCCGCUGGCGCUAUGGAGAACUGGGGACUGGUCACUUAUCGUGAGACUUUUGUGCUGGUGGAUCCCAAGAAUACGUCGCUGAUGCGCAAACAAUCGAUUGCUUUGACUGUUGGACACGAGAUUGCACAUCAAUGGUUUGGCAACUUGGUGACCAUGGAGUGGUGGACGCAUCUGUGGCUUAACGAGGGCUACGCUUCCUUUGUCGAGUUCCUGUGCGUACAUCAUCUCUUCCCCGAGUACGACAUCUGGACACAGUUUGUCACGGAUAUGUACACACGUGCGUUGGAGCUUGAUUCACUGAAGAACUCGCAUCCCAUUGAAGUGCCCGUGGGACAUCCCUCGGAGAUUGACGAGAUCUUCGAUGAAAUUAGUUAUAACAAGGGCGCCUCUGUCAUUCGUAUGCUUCACGACUACAUUGGAGAGGAUGAUUUCCGCAAGGGAAUGCAUCUGUAUUUGACACGUCAUCAGUAUAGCAACACUUCCACUGAGGAUUUGUGGCAGGCGCUUCAGGAGGCAAGCUCCAAGGAUGUGGCCGCUGUCAUGUCCAGCUGGACCAAGUACAAGGGUUUUCCGGUUGUGAGUGUCGAGUCCGAGCAGAAGAGCGAUACGCAGCGUGUGUUGCGUUUAACCCAGACCAAGUUCACUGCUGAUGGUUCGAAGGCGGACGAGGAUUGUCUUUGGGUGAUACCCAUUUCAGUAUCCACAGCACGAAAUCCCAAGCAGAUUGCAAAGACUUUCCUGCUGGACAAGGCCUCCAUGGAAGUUGUACUGGACGAUGUCAGUGCCGACGAUUGGAUCAAAAUUAAUCCCGGCACUGUGGGCUACUAUCGCACCCGUUACUCCCAUGAAAUGCUGCAGCAGCUGCUGCCCGCGGUGGAGAGCAUGGCGCUGCCACCGCUCGAUAGAUUGGGUUUGAUUGACGACAUGUUUGCCAUGGUGCAGGCGGGUCAGGCCAGCACCGUCGAGGUGCUGCAGCUGGUUGGCUCCUAUCGCAAUGAGACGAAUUACACGGUUUGGACCGCCAUCACCAAUUCGCUUGCCAAUCUCCACAUUCUGAUCUCCCACACCGAGCUCAUGAAUGACUUUAACAAGUUUGGACGAAGCCUCUACGAUCCGAUUGCCACACGUCUUGGAUGGGAGCCACGUGAGAACGAGAAUCAUUUGGAUACGCUGCUGCGCAGCCUGGUGUUGACACGUCUCGUCUCGUUCCGCAGUCCUGAAAUUACUGAGGAGGCACGCAAACGUUUCCGCAGUCAUGUCAAUGGCACCAAACCGUUGCCAGCCGAUUUACGCAGCACCUGCUACAAGGCUGUGCUGCAGGAUGGCAAUGAGGCCAUAUUUGAGGAGAUGCUAACGCUGUAUCGCUCGACGGAUCUUCACGAGGAACAGGAUCGCAUCUCGCGUGCUCUUGGCUGCAUUGGAGAUGUGAAGCUGUUGCGUCGCGUCAUUGAUUUUGCAAUGUCGGGUGAAGUGCGUGCCCAGGACUCGGUGUUUGUCAUUGUUGCUGUCGCAAUUAAUCCCAAGGGCCGUGACAUGGCCUGGGAGUUCUUCAAGGAAAACAAUCGCAAGCUGCUGGAGCAGUACCAGGGUGGCUUUCUGCUGACGCGUCUGAUCAAAUAUUUGAUUGAGAACUUUGCCUCCGAGGAGAAGGCACGCGAAGUGGAAGAUUUCUUCAAGGCCAAUUUGAUACCGGGCUGCGAACGCACUGUGUCACAGGCUGUGGAGACAAUACGCCUUAAUGCCGCUUGGCUGGAACGUGACUUGGAAAAGCUCUCCAAGUAUCUCAAGGGCGAAUAGAUGAGUCGGCGGCAUGAUGAAUACCAAAGCAUUUAGCAACAACAACUACAACACAACAAGAACCUGACCAAAGCUGUCACAACACCCCCUCUUUAAGUGAGCCAAAUAGGUUUAGCAUUAUUAAGCUGCAACUACAACUACAACAGACUCUAUACGGCAUCUCACGGCCAGCGGCAUUUAUAACCGAGUUACAAAUCAAGUUGCCCAUUCUGCAACAAAUGUGCACUUCUAAUCUUAUACUUCUACAAAGAAAAACGUUAUGUUGAAUUUAUGACGAUAAAUAAAUGCAAUUAAAUUACCAUUAA
Messenger RNA from Drosophila sulfurigaster albostrigata, 3380 nucleotides. RefSeq names its product puromycin-sensitive aminopeptidase (gene Psa). Gene Ontology annotation, biological process: peptide catabolic process; proteolysis. Gene Ontology annotation, cellular component: cytoplasm. Gene Ontology annotation, molecular function: zinc ion binding; metalloaminopeptidase activity; peptide binding. NCBI's taxonomy places the organism in Eukaryota, Metazoa, Arthropoda, Insecta, Diptera, Drosophilidae. The transcript is spliced from 7 exons. Bases 478 to 3075 code for a protein of 865 amino acids. The record is from RefSeq and is a predicted model, not a curated record.